GCCCAAAAAUUUGUACCGGAUAUCAUUGAUUCGUUGUCAUCACUGGGAAAGGUGUUAAAAGGGAUGGUCCAUAUGAAACAGCUUCCGGUGUUGAUCAACAGACCUGGGUUAAGUACCAGCAUGAGUGCCAUGACGUUACCGGAAUUGAUGGCGAAUCCUAUAGAGAGAAACAAUAUCACCAUGGAGUUCUCACAAUCCCAGGACCAGAGUGUGGACAGCAAGGACAUUCAGAUCACCGUAUUUGACAAGAAUCCAUUCACUUGGGAUCCUGAGGCGCAGUAUAUUACCUCGAAUGUACUGUCAGUAUCAAUCAAGGAUAAUGCGGAGGAAGAGGUCAACGUAUCGGUCAAGGUCAGAUUUCCAAACAUCGGGGACAACAAUCCAAAAUCUGUUUAUCUAGCUUUCCCAGCAGACACAAACGAAGCCUCAUCCCAAUUUUUCAGCUACAAAUUCUUCUGGCAGUUUCCAGCAGACGACAUGGCGUUAAGGUUGGAGGGUGUUACAGACGGUAUGAAGUUUGUUGUAUAUUUGAAAGGCGGAAGUGGUGCUACACGCUCUGCGUAUGACUGGCGGUAUGAAGUGCCGGACAGUGACUUGAAUGACAAUUUUUUCGUGGUUGUUGUUCCCGGAGGCUUAUUUCAGCAGCAGACAACAGUGUACUUCACGGUCACUGUGGACUCGGUUCCUGAUGACAGUGUAUCAAGGAAACGUCGCAGCAUUGAUAACACCACUGCAUCAUCCAACAGCACAAUUCCAGCGACGCGUGUGUUGACAUACGACAUGGUGGUGUGGACGGCCGGGUGUCGGGUGUGGAACACUGCAGAGGCUAAGUGGGACAAAACAUCAUGUCAGAUGUCGGCUGAGUCGACAGCCCUGGAGACUGUGUGUAUCUGUGAGGACCCGCCCGGACAGCACUUCGCUACAUCAUUUUAUGUCCCGCCAAACUCGAUCGACUUUGAUUCUGUGUUUGGAAAGUUUGAUAUCGUCAGUAAUGGUGCCGUUCUUGGCACAGUGGUUGGGGUCAUCAUUUUAUAUGUGGCGGUGGCAGUCUGGGCAUGGCGACGGGAUCGACGUGACCAUGAAAUG
Molecule: messenger RNA, 1086 nt
Organism: Mizuhopecten yessoensis (Yesso scallop)
Lineage: Eukaryota; Metazoa; Mollusca; Bivalvia; Pectinida; Pectinidae
Exons: 4
Source: RefSeq, a predicted model, not a curated record